UACAAGUUUGAAUGUGAGUUAAUUAUUUUUAACCAUGCUCUGGACAGCAGCACAUUAUUGAGUUUCGGAUACUGACCUUCAAGGUCAGUUUUAAUUCGUGCACCUUAUAAAAAAGAUAUGAGACAAUACGAGCUUUUACAUUAUGAUGUUUGUCAUAACAUAUACCAACACAAAUGGGAUAGAAUGCAUUGAGAAUUGUUGUUCAAAGUUUUUCAAAUGAUUCCAUCUUGGCUUCCAGUUGUAAGAGCCUCUGCUAUUGGCUGGACUCCACUGCUUCAAAGUAAAUUACCUAACGAGCCUUUGAUCACAAACAAAAAGUAUAUAAAGGAUCAAAAAAUAGUAAUUAACGUAAGUGGACGAAGAUUUGAGACUCGCAAGUCUACGCUGGAAAAAUUUCCUGACACAUUGCUUGGGUCUGAUGAGAAAGACUAUUUUCAAGAUCCGGUUUCAAAAGAAUACUUUUUUGAUAGAGAUCCAGAACUUUUUCGUUAUAUCAUGGAAUAUUAUCGAUCAGAAAGACUCCAUCUACCCAAGGAUUAUUGUGUGACUGCCUAUCAUGAAGAAUUAUUAUAUUUUGGUAUCAUGCCAGAAAUCAUGGGGGAUUGCUGCUAUGAAGAAUACCUUGACAAAUACAGGGAAAAUAAGGAAAGGCAGCAGGAAGAGAAGGAGGAUGCAUCGGAAGAAGAGCAACUAUCAACAAAUUUUAGAGACAGGUUGUGGCGUGCAUUUGAAAAUCCACAGGCUUCAACAUUGGCAGUUGUACUUUAUUAUGUGACGGGAUUCUUUAUUGCUGUUUCGGUACUUGCUAAUAUAACAGAGACUGUUUCCUGUGGCAUCAGUGUUGAAACUGGGGAAAAUAUUCCUUGUGGAGAGAAGUACAACGCUGCAUUCUUUUGUUUGGAUACUGCUUGUGUACUUUUAUUCACAAUUGAGUAUUUAGCAAGGCUAUAUGCAGCUCCUGCAAAAUGCAAAUUUAUUAGAUCUGUUAUGUCAAUCAUCGACAUAGCUGCAGUUUUCCCAUAUUAUGUCGGACUUUUUAUGUCUAAUAAUAAGGAAUUUUCAGGUGCUUUUACCACUUUGCGUGUGUUUCGAGUUUGUCGUAUUUUCAAAUUUUCGAGACACAGUAAAGGAUUGAGGAUAUUAGGUUGCACGUUGCGUUGCUGUGCCUCCGAAUUAGGAUUCCUACUGUUUACGAUAACAAUGGGUGUCAUUAUUUUUUCGACGAUAAUAUUUUAUGCCGAAAAGUCGGAAAUAUCACAAUUUAGUAGUAUUCCUGCAGCAUUUUGGUAUACGAUUGUGACAAUGACUACUUUGGGAUAUGGAGAUAUUGUACCAACUACAAUUAUUGGAAAAAUAGUUGGCGGUAUUUGUUCACUUUCUGGUGUACUUGUUAUCGCUUUACCAGUCCCUGUGAUUGUUUCACAUUUUGCCAGGAUAUAUCAACAAAAUCAACGAACUGAUAAACGGGAAGCUCAAAAAAAGGCGAGGUUAUCUCGUUUAACAGAAAUGAAAGCUGUUGCAGAAAAUGCAUUCUCUGAAGGUAGAAAACGAUAUAGAAAUAGGAAAUUAUUAGAACAUGUGGAUGUGAUAAUAAAUAAAGACGAUACACAAGAAGUAAACGAUAUUGUACAAAAUGAUGAAAUGAAUAAUAUUCAACUUGUUGAGUUGAGAAAGUAUAAAACUGAUGAAGCACAACAAGAAAAAGAUGUAGAAAUAUUCUGUAGGCAAGAAGAAGAACACACAAAGAAAAUGGACCAAAUAGAAGGAGAAAGAAAUGUUCCAAUUGAAGAGGAUAAUGAAGAGCUUCACGAUUUAUUUGAACAACAAUACUAUCAUUUAAUUGAUUGUUUACAACAAACAACUGGUCUAGAAGUUGCUGAAUUUAAUAAAUUGUCAUCAAGUGGAAAUAAAAAUCGAACAACAAAUAUGAAAUUGAACACUAGUGGAAAAAAUGUACAAAGGCCUAAAUCUUUUAACAGUACAAGUAGUUCAGGUGAAUUGCAAAGUCAACCAAUAAACAUGGUACCAGUGCGACGGAAAUCGAAGCUGUCAAGUUUACGUCGAUUUUCAACAUGUUGUCAUCGGAGAAGAUGUUAUAUGAACAAAAAUCAAACCAAACUAUCAUUGUCAUCUACUGUUGAACAAACUCAUUCCUCUAAUCCACAUCCUGAUCAUAAUUCAUCGAAACACCUUUUGGUAUCAAUCAACAAAACCCACAAUGAAGAAACAAUAUACUUAUAAAUAAUGAUAAUUUGUUGGAUUAUUACUUUCAUGUAGGAAAUAAACAACAGUCAACAGUUUCACGAAUCAAUUAAAGUUCAAAUAAAAGACAACACAGAGAAAACUGUUCCCAGUAGUAGUAUUAGUAGUACACAAUGUUCAAUAGACAUUUUCAAAGCCUCCCCUUCAUCUGAAAGAUGAUAGCUCAAAUUAUUGCAGUUCUGUAUUGGGUUCCAAUUUUAAUCUGUUUACCAAAUCAACAUAUAACAAUGGUGAUGACAGUGAUUUAGGAUGUGUUGGUCAACAGAAAAUGUAUUCAUUUCCCUUCUGUAUAGCAUUAUAUAUAUAUAAAUUGUUUUUUUAAUUAUUCUCUAAUUUAAUACAUGGACCACUAUUUAGUUUAUUUUUUAACAAAUUCAUCUACCUACAUACCUACUUACUUACUUACUUGAUUUAACAUGGAUCAUUUGAUGGUGUACAAGUUUAACUAGACAACAUCAUUCAAUCAUUAUCUUUAUGUAUAUUGACCAUUUCGUCUCAGUUAACCAGUAUCUAUCAAUUCUAGUCAUUUACACUCUUCUUUUUUAGUCAAGUUGGAGAUGAAAAUGCAGAUAUCAUAUCUAUAUAUGUAUUCUUUACUCUUUCUUCAUAUUGUUUUUAUUUUCUUCAAUUUCAUUUUUUAUUAUCAACAUUUAAUUUUUGAUAGUUUAUUGAUAAAUUUAAAAACAAAAAAAUGCGCUCAUUGCGUUACAUUGAAAUUUGGUUCAACUUGUGGAUCAACAAUUAUUAGUUUUCUACAGACUAUCAAAUAUCUAAUUACUUAUAUACACAUAUAUAUCUUCUUUUCUAACAAGAUUUUUCUACUUAUGCAACAAUAAAUACAAAAAUAUAAGUUGUAUGUUUA
This is a messenger RNA of Schistosoma rodhaini, 3124 nucleotides long. Lineage: Eukaryota; Metazoa; Platyhelminthes; Trematoda; Strigeidida; Schistosomatidae. The record is from the annotation of a GenBank genome assembly.